This is a messenger RNA of Cinclus cinclus, 2264 nucleotides long. RefSeq names its product NME/NM23 family member 7 (gene NME7). The record is from RefSeq and is a predicted model, not a curated record. Lineage: Eukaryota; Metazoa; Chordata; Aves; Passeriformes; Cinclidae. Gene Ontology annotation, molecular function: ATP binding; nucleoside diphosphate kinase activity. Gene Ontology annotation, biological process: GTP biosynthetic process; CTP biosynthetic process; UTP biosynthetic process. Gene Ontology annotation, cellular component: centrosome. Bases 19 to 1149 code for a protein of 376 amino acids. The transcript has 12 exons.
CUCAUCACUGUCGUCGCCAUGAGUCAAGAUGAGAGAUAUGCUUUCAUCGCUGAAUGGUAUGACCCAAAUGCUUCACUCUUUCGGCGUUAUGAACUUCUGUAUUAUCCAAAAGAUUCAUCAAUUGAAAUGUAUGAUGUGAAGAACCGUCGCACAUUUCUGAGGCGCACCAAGUAUGAGAGCUUGCACCUUGAGGAUCUCUAUGUGGGGAGCAAAGUCACUGUUUUCUCCCGACACCUCACCAUAGUGGACUAUGGGAAUCUGUACACCUCUCGCAAGCUUGGCAGCCGCAAAGAGAGAACGCUGGCUUUGAUUAAACCUGAUGGAAUGUGUAAGAUUGGAGAAUUAUUUGAUAUCAUUAUUAAUGCAGGAUUGACAAUCACUAAGGCCAAAAUGAUGCUGCUUUCAAGAAAAGAAGCAGCUGAUUUCUAUGCUGAUUAUCGAGCAAAGCCUUUUUAUCAUGAGCUUCUCCAGUUAAUAAUGAGUGGCCCCAUCCUUGCUAUGGAGCUCUUAGGAGAUGAUGCAGUGAGUAAAUGGAGAGCAAUAGUUGGGCCAGCAAACCCAACAGAGACUGAGAGCGAUACACUGGACAGCGUAUCAGAGAGCUUUGGACAUUGUGGCCUCAGAGAUGCAGCUCAUGGCCCAGAUUCAGUUGCUUCAGCUGCUAAAGAGCUGGAGUUGUUCUUUCCCUCCAGUGGAGGUCGUGGACCAGUCAGCAGUGCAAAAUUCACAGACUGUACUUGUUGCAUUAUUAAGCCUCAUGCUGUUAAUGAAGGGCUUGCUGGAAAGAUUAUAAAAGCCAUCCUCAAGGAAGGAUUUGAGAUCUCAGCUUUGCAGAUGUUCAACAUGGAGCGCACAAAUGUGGAAGAAUUUUAUGAGAUUUACAAAGGCGUUGUCCCGGAAUAUUUGGAGAUGGUUUCAGAGUUGUGUUCAGGCCCUUGCAUAGCAAUGGAGAUUAGACAAUUCAAUCCUUCGAAAGUGUUCAGAGACGUUUGUGGUCCUUCUGACCCUGCAUUAGCCCGUCACCUCCGACCUGGAACUCUCCGUGCUGUCUUUGGGAGGGACAAGAUUCAGAAUGCUGUUCACUGCACAGAUCUGCCUGAAGAUGGACUUUUAGAGGUGCAGUACUUCUUCAAGAUUCUGGACAACUAACAAGCUUCAUCCUCACCUACUGCAACAAACACGGACACAGAUCUGUGUUCAUUCAUUUAUUUGUCCAAUGUUUCAACCUGACAGAAAUACAAGAUCAACAAGAGCACUGUACUCCUGGCUAUUAUUACAUAUUAGAACAUAGAGUUUUGCACUUUAGACAACAUUUAACACCAUUCUAUGGGGUACUGCAUUGCUUUUAUAAAGUUUAAAAUAAAGAUUUAUUUUCAAACAUGUGACUUUGGUUUAUUUCAUACAUUACACUUUCUUGCAGAAAAAAUAAAAUUGUACAACUGCAUAAAUAUAAAAUUCUUCCACCAUGAAAAUGGCUAAAACAUUCAAUAAAGACAUUAGCACCACAGUGUGCGAUGCCUUCAGCAGGAAAAAGAAAAAAAAAAAAAAAAAAAAAAGAAGAAAAUAUACAAAGCAAAGAGUUAUGCCUAUCACUGAGGAGAGUGAUAGUCUGACCCGGUCUCUCACACAAUAUACUGGAGGAUAAGGGAAGAGGUGGAGAGAGAGACAGCAUUCGCUACAAAGCACAGUGCACAAUCACCUAUUCUCUUUAACUUCACUUUAGUUUGUUUCCCUGCCACCCCUCCAAAUAAAAUACCCUAAACACCACAGAAAAGCCAGAAGCCUUAUGGAGUGCUGUUAAAUAUCAUCUCACAGGUCCUUUCUUUGAAAAGGAACAGAAUAAUGAGAAGUUUCAUGCCAGUUCUAGUCCCACUGAGUAUUUACACCUUGGACAGCAAAAGUCUUUGCUCACAAGAAGUAGAAAACAGCAACAAUACAUGGCUUGAAAAAUGACCAGAGUAUGCACCUAUAGUACUGUACACUAAAUAAAAUACACAAGGCAGCAAUACUUAGGGGCCAGAAACACUGCUUACUACAUGUCAGUUAUGGAAUCAUAAUUUACAGUAAAAGUGGGCAUGUCCCAAGGCUCAAUUUUGUUUCAUUUUUGUCAUUUACAGUAGAAUAAAUAUUUGUCACUAUUGCUACACUUUGUUUACAUUCUAACCUAGUAAAUGCAGAAAGCUAGUGUAAAGCAUAUAGAUUAAUGUGUAGGUCCCAUACGUAUGACAGUUUGUUCAAGACUAGUAGGUUUUCUUUUUUGUUCU